Carassius carassius (crucian carp) is the source of this 865-nucleotide messenger RNA. Its product is annotated as protein RD3-like. Bases 202 to 855 code for a protein of 217 amino acids. NCBI's taxonomy places the organism in Eukaryota, Metazoa, Chordata, Actinopteri, Cypriniformes, Cyprinidae. The record is from RefSeq and is a predicted model, not a curated record. The transcript has 3 exons.
CAUCCCAUCUGCCUUUCAGCUGAUGAUGCAUGUGGCAGAAUAGGCUUGGGGAGCAUCGCUAUAGCAACCGCAAACAGAAAGGCACUUCAGAGCAAUCUCAAAGAGGAAAUGUGACCUGGGCCAUUACACAUCUGAAAGCUGUACAAGACAACUGGAUCACUUCUAAAGGUCAAAUUUAAGGUGAGCAGCAGAAGGCUGAGCAUGUCGUGGUUCAGCUGGAACGAACCGUACUAUCGGAGCCCACGACGUGAGCCGUCUGAAGUGGUCACGGACACACUAAUGCUAGAGUUGAGCUGGCAGAUGAAGGAGGCUGAAAGGCUGCAGCGGGAGCGAGACAAUGAAUAUCGGCGCCUGAAGAGCGGCGUGGACUACAGCUGGCUCAUGAGCACCCCACGCAGCUCAUUUGACAUCAGUCAAGGAGAGAGACUCGGCCUUGAGGACCUGUGUAGCAAAGUACCACCAUCAUACUGUGGAACGGCAAUACAAAGGUUUCGGCAGGUGCUGAUGGAGAAUGAGCCUGAGCUGCAGGAGGUUUCUGGACUCUUCCGCUCUGUUCUUUUGGAAACACUUGAGCGUGUUCACGAGGAGCAGGAGGCUCAGCGUCUGACCCACCAGUGGAACAACAGACGCCCUAUAAGCCUGUCGCUGAUGAGCUUCAAGUCUCGCGUGCGGAUCAACCCUUUCGGCAGCACCUUGGGACUGAAAUCAAACAGUUAUGGCUCGGAGGAAGAUGGAGUAGAUGUCAAGACUGUGUGUGGGGAUGUUGAGAAGGGCUUUGGUCAGACAACAGAGAAAGUGCAGCGUGGGUGGAGCAUGCCAGAGUUCAGACACAAGGGCAUCAAUGGGAACGCUUGAGUGGGAUUCA